Fomitopsis serialis is the source of this 3647-nucleotide messenger RNA. RefSeq lists its product as uncharacterized. Gene Ontology annotation, cellular component: DSIF complex. The record is from RefSeq and is a predicted model, not a curated record. The transcript is spliced from 11 exons. Gene Ontology annotation, molecular function: mRNA binding. Bases 63 to 3329 code for a protein of 1088 amino acids. Lineage: Eukaryota; Fungi; Basidiomycota; Agaricomycetes; Polyporales; Fomitopsidaceae. Gene Ontology annotation, biological process: regulation of transcription by RNA polymerase II; regulation of DNA-templated transcription elongation; transcription elongation by RNA polymerase II.
GUGGACGAUCGCGUUCUGACUUGCAACAGCUUGCAACGUCGUCUUUCUUCGCAUUGCUCACCAUGUCUGAUUACGAGGACGACAUACCAGCUAGCGGCGGAGCUGUGGAGGAGAAUGAAGAGGUAGAAGCAGAAUACGAGGAGGAACAGGAGGAACGACCGCGCAAGAGCUCUCGGAGGGACUACGACGAGGAUGAGGACGAGGAAGAUGAGGAGGAAGAGGACCCAGGAGCAGACCGGGGGAAGAAACGGAGAAGGACGAAACGCCCUGCCGUAAAUCGUUUCCUCGAUGUCGAGGCCGAGGUGGAUGAGGACGAAGACGAAGAGGAGGACGAGGAUGAGUAUGCUCGUGAUGAGUUCGUCGUCGGCGGAGAGGCGGAGGAGGACGACGUUACGCGCCGCGCAGCGGAUCAUGCACGGUUCGACAGACGAGAGCGGGAGCUCAACGACCAAGAUCUUGCUAAGAUUGCAGAAAACCUGAAUCAACGGUACAAGCGCACUGCGAAGCGGUUCACCAGUGAUGCAGAGCUGCCGCAACGAAUGCUUAUGCCGUCCGUGGAGGACCCAAGCCUUUGGCAAGUCCGCGUGAGGCCCGGCAAGGAACGCGACCUCGUCUUCAGUCUCAUGCGCAAGGCCCUUGACCUGGAAUUCUCCAACCGGCCACUCCAGGUUUUAUCUGCCUUCCAACGCCCACAGCGCCAGCAAGUCUCAGACGCCUGCAACGGGCUCGUCGGCGUGUUCCCCAGUCGAGGAAUCGUGCUUGUGCCUAUUGAUGAAAUGGCUAGUCUGCUGCAAAUCAAGAAACAGGACCUUACUGUCACGCCGGGAAGCUGGGUUCGCAUCAAGCGUGGCAAAUACCAGGGCGACCUCGCGCAGGUCAUGGACAUCACGGAGAACGGAGAGGAGGUUGGCCUCAAGUUCAUCCCGCGUAUCGACCUGAACCCCAAGGACGACGCAGCGCUCGACGCGACGGGCAAGAAGCGCAAGAAGGGCCCGUCUGGGCUAUCAUCCUUCAGCAUGCGUCCGCCACAACGUUUCUUCAAUUACGAGGAGGCGGUCAAGGUGUACGGACGCAAGGCCGUAUCGAAGCGUAACCAAGUGUAUGUGUUCCAGAACGACACUUACAGAGACGGCUUCAUCGAGAAGGACUUCCGCCUCACCGCGCUUCAACUGGAUGACGUCAGUCCCACGCUGGACGAGAUCACACGGUUCACGCGCGGCCAGGAUGGCACAGAAAACGACGCGAACGUAGACCUGUCGAUUAUCGCCGAGGCGUCACGGAAAGCUGCCAUCUCCGUGCUGCAGCCCGGUGAUCAUGUCGAGGUCUUCGAGGGCGAGCAGGCCGGCGUGCACGGAACUGUCCAUUCAAUUGAGCAGGACAUCGUAUCAAUCCAGUCUGUAGGUAUGGACCUCGAGGGGCAGCGGAUUCAGCUCCCCGCGCGCAGUGUGCGCAAGCGCUUCAAGGCCGGUGAUCAUGUCAAGGUUAUGACAGGGCAAAAUGCCGAUGAGACGGGUCUCGUCGUCUCGGUUGUUGACAAUGUAGUGACUUUCUUAUCUGACAUGUCGAUGCAAGAGGUCUCUGUGUUCUCGAAAGAUCUCCGUGAAGCAGCUGAGGUCGGCACGGGAACAAACGUCGUUGGCAACUACGAGCUACACGAUCUUGUUCAGCUCGAUCUGCAGACCGUCGGUGUCAUCUUCAAGACGGAGAGGGACUCGUUUCGAGUGCUCGACCAGAAUGGCCAAGUUCGACUCGUGCAGCCACAUCAAAUCUCCAUGCGUCGAGACUCGAAUCGAGCGAUCGCCACUGAUGCAGAAGGCCACGAAUUGCGUGUGAACGACAAUGUCAAGGAGAUCGACGGGGAGGCACGUAAAGGCCGUGUCCUGCACACCUACCAAUCGUUCUUCGCGUUCCUGCACAACCGGGACUACAACGAGAACGGUGGUGUGUUCGUCACCCGUGCUCGUUCCCUGGUAUCCUUGGCGCCCAAAGGCAACGCCAUGAAGCUUGGCACCACUGACCUCUCCAAGAUGAAUCCUGCGUUAAAUGGUGGUGUAGGAGGCAUGGUCGGCUCUGGUAACAUGGGUCGCGGUCCUAGAGAUCGUCUGAUCGGUGUCACUGUGACUGUGACGAAGGGACCAAACAAGGGCUACGUCGGCACUAUCAAGGAUACGAAUGGACCUAUUGCUCGAGUCGAACUCGUCACUGGUAACAAGGUGAUCUCGAUCGAUAAGGCGAAGCUCAUGCGGAGAAAUCAGAAUGGUGCCCUAGAACCGCUUGAAGGCCUCAACAAUAUGGGCCCGCCGCGGGGCGGUUUCAACGCUAAUGGUGGCCGUACACCGAACCCAUACGCGGGCAACGGCGGGCGCACGCCUGCUUGGGGUGCGGUGGGACGGACACCGAAUCCAUAUGCCAAUGGCGGGGGAAAGACACCGCAUUGGGGCUCAGGACAGACGCCUGGUUGGGAGAAGACCCCUGCAUGGCCAGGUGCAGGGGCCACACCGCAUCAGUUUGGCGACAAGACCCCGGCGUGGCCUGGCGCGGGACGGACACCGAACCCGUACACGCAGAACCAGCCGAAGACGCCACGCUGGGACGGAUCAGCACAGUCGCCCACAGGAGGUCAAGCCAAGUCUCCAGAACGCCCACAGGGAUCUGGCCACGAGACCCCACGCAGAGCUUGGGGCUCCGAAUGGGAGGACCUCAGUUACAUCGACAAUCCUCAACAGUUCCGUCGUCCUGCUGGUGAAGAGGCGACCUCCCCUGCCGCGAACCCAUACACCGGUGCACCGACGCCUGGUGUUCACGACUUGUACAAUGACUUCCGAACACCUAACAUCGCGACCAGCAUGGUCACUCCUGGUCCUUCUGCAGCUGACUUCAACAUCAACGUCGCAUCCAAUGCUCCCUUCGAACUGUCGGACCAAUGGCUCCUUGAACCGGAGUUCUCGAGCCAGCGCGGCAUGCUGGUCGAUGUCAAAGGCUCCUUCGGUCCCAGCGGGUGGUUCAACGGCGAUUACGAGGGCAAACAGGGCAUCGUUGUGUCUGUCUUUGAUACGAAGAGCGCGAAUUUCGCUGCAACGGCGAACGUGCGCUUCCUCGAGCCGCUGGACCCCGCCAAACCUUCGUUGCAGGUACCGGUCGAGGUCCUCAAGCCUGUCAACCCUGAGAAGUACGGUACGGAAGUCCUCAUCCUUCACGGUCCACAUAAGGGUCAGCAAGCGAGGGUUAACAUGGUCGAAGCCGGCGGUCUCAUGGUCGUCACGACAAGGCAAUUUACGGUGGAUGAGCUCGGCGCUGAGAAGCUGGUGGUCGUUCGUCCGGUCGAUUGAGCAACUAUCCGUAUCUCAAUGCCAUGGACGCUGUUGUAACAUACUGAUUUUGUCCUUACUUAUAUCAUUACUGUUCUGAGAUUGACUGAUCACUAUUCGUAUCGUGGUUGUGUAGGUUUUCCCAGCUUUGUCAAUCGAGUAUUCUAGUAUACAUUCAUCAUCCGAUAUGAACGAAGGGCACCCAAGAAAGGGACUUUCUGUGAUCCGCCGCACGCAGCUGCCACUGGCUAUAAGUAGACGUACUUAUGUACAGCGUGACUGAUAAUGCGGGUAACAAUAUAUAUCAGUAGUUUUGUGAGGACAUAAGUAAACUCUACA